This is a messenger RNA of Cooperia oncophora, 255 nucleotides long. The record is from the annotation of a GenBank genome assembly. NCBI's taxonomy places the organism in Eukaryota, Metazoa, Nematoda, Chromadorea, Rhabditida, Trichostrongylidae.
AUGGGUUUGAGUGGCUUGGAGCGGGUGAGCGGAUACUCAGUCGUAACUGGGCCUGCAGGACGAAGUAUUUACGAAGACAUGAUUCACGAGUUGGCGGAGAAUGCUCAAUUCAUCACCACUACGUUCCGACCGGAACUGCUGGAAUCUGCGGAGAAAUAUUAUGGCGUAAAGUUCAGAAAUAAGGUUUCCCACAUUGAUGUGGUAACAAAGGAGCAAGCGUACGACUUUGUUGAAGAUGAUACUACACAUGGAUGA